Molecule: messenger RNA, 6392 nt
Organism: Schistocerca cancellata (South American locust)
Lineage: Eukaryota; Metazoa; Arthropoda; Insecta; Orthoptera; Acrididae
Exons: 5
Coding region: 73-4971 (1632 amino acids)
Source: RefSeq, a predicted model, not a curated record
CGCGCGACGACGCCAGCCCGCCCCGACGCCUAGACUCCCGACAACAGCCGACGCGACGACUGAGCGACGAACAUGACGACGGCGCAGGUGGCGCUGAUAUGGCUGCUGUUUGCUACUGCAGCCUUCGCAGAGCCUGAGAAGCCUCCGCAACCAGUAACGUUCCUGCGUCCUCCCUCGCCAUCGUCAGAACCCCGUUCUGUUGUGCAGAGGGUAGCUCGAUGGUUCUUUUCCUCGGGUGAUGAUGAAGCUGGGCACCAUGAGGACUACGGUCGACCGCCGCCACCGUCAUCACCGCCUCAUCCAUCCGGCUCCCAUGGACGACAUGGCUCACUCAAGUCCAACUAUGGUCCACCCAGAUUCAAAUACGGUCCUCCAAAGCCACCUACCACACAUUACGGUCCUCCAAAGACAUCGAAUCAACAUGAAUUCCCCAGCGGUCCACCACCUGGCUUUUUCAUCUCUCGUCCUGAAGGAAAACCGUUAAAGCGUCCUGAUCUUGGAGACAGUCACUAUUUGCGAUCGCCAAAGCCCCCAGCAAAUCAGUAUGGACCUCCUAAAACCCCUUCCUCUAGUUACGGCCCACCUAAACCUACAAGUAAUUAUGGUCCUCCCACCAAUGCACACGGUGGACCAUCUGUUUCUUCCCCAGCCAGCUAUAUAUCGCUGAAACCUCCCAGUAUAUCUGGACCUCCAUUAACUCCUCCAUCGAUUCAUUAUGGCUCACCAAAGCCUACUGGUAGCAGUGGCCAAUCUUCAAUAUUUCAUGGGCCACUCCGGCCAUCAAGACCACCAUCACCAACAUAUGGAUCUCCAGGACUACUUACAUCUCACAGGCCUCCAUCGCCAGGGUAUGGUCCACCCCGAUCUCCAGGAAUUGUCAGUCAUCCUAAACCACCAAAAAAGGACUGCAAUCCAUGCAACAGGGUUCCUUGGGUUCCGAUGUCUGUAGGAGGAGUAUCAGAUCUGCCUCCAUCUUCUUCUGCAUCAUCAGGUGGGCUUUAUUUGCCAUCACCAUCAAGCUCAUAUGUACCACCUCCACCUCUGAACAUUCCUGGUGCCUCUGCUUACAAUUCAGGAAACGCAGCUGUUGGCAUAGAGGGACACAUUGGAAGUGGAUCUAAUGGACAAAGUGGGCACAUUCACACUUCACAUACCAAUUCAAACGGAUCUCCUGGCAACUAUGGUCCUCCGCCUAUUCCACCCUUAUUACAGAUUCCAAACAUACAAUACGGUGCAUCAGAAUCUACAGCUUCUGCAUCGACAGUAGGAAGCAUCCAGCAAGGUCCAGCUUACUUACCUACUAUAUCGUCGUCUCAGUCACAUCAACAGACUGCUGCAGAAACGCAAAAUGGAAUUUACGGGGGUUCAACAGAAGGAGACCAAUCUCUGGACAUUGUGAAGUCUGUAACAUUGCUUUCCGAAUCUUAUCCUCCUACCAUCAACACUCCAGGGCAGAACAGUCAACUGUACCAGUCUCCUGUACACCUUAUACCAGCAAGUAAUCCUAACUGGCCGUCUCCACCUACAGCUCACUCAUCAAUAUCAGAGGCAGGAAAUAAUGCAUUUACUGACCAGCAUACAUUAGAAUCUGAAUUUACUCAGCAUACGAAAACCAAAGGGCAUGGAGGAAGUGAACUAGAAGUUAUAAAGAGCGUGCCACUGGCAGAUUUUGUGUCCUCAAUUGAGUACCCAAUAGAAGUCAUACAGUCUCCAUCUUAUGUAGAUGUAUCCCCAGAUGCACCAGUUGACAAUGAUGGAAACAGCAUCCAUUCUGCAGAACAGAAAGUUAGGGAAAAUCCUGAGUAUCUUCCGAAGAAUGAAGAAAUAGUAAUUGGUAAACCGGUUCUGAAGGGCGAACUAAAUAUAAAACAGGUUGCACAGAGCACGAGCAAUGAAGGAUAUAAAAAUCAUAAUGGUGAUGAUUCUGGAAAUCUGAGUAACAAUGUUAAUCAGCAAGGAGAAAAUGAUCAGAGCGAUCAGAAGCAAAGUGGAUCUAUAAAGCAACCCAUCAACGUAAACUCAGUUGUUAAGGACCAAACAGAAGGAAGUGACCUAAAAUCGGAAGGGAAUAAUUUUUAUCUCGGGACCACACACCAGAGCCCUCAGUCAUUCUCCUUACCAUCUAGCCAUUAUUCAAAUGAGAACUCGUUUAACGCAGGAAACAAGAACAUCACAUUCCCACAAGAUGUGCAAAGCCAAACAAAAGAUAAUAAGUCUGGGUUUGGUGUGAGUACCCAACAGCACAGUACUUCCACAGACAAUGUAUAUGGUCAGGACCAUAGCCAGACCAACGACCAGCCUCUUCUUGAGCAAACAUCUGGACUAGAUUUUCAUCAACAAUCCAACGUGCUUCUACAACCGCCGCGUCAGCAGAGUGGAAACAAUUAUUAUUUGGUUCCACAGGGCCAGAAUGUGUUACCAUCACAGAAAACACCAUCUUUGCUCCAAAGUGGCUUCGUGAAGCCGCCAGAAGGCCAGAGAGUCAUUGUCGAUAUACAGCCAUCGGUGCAAACGUCCGCUCAAGGAGCAUCACUCAUUUAUCAGAUCAACAAUCUGAAGGCUCCACCACCAACAGCUCCAUAUCCCAAUGGAUUUCCCAACCGUCCAACACAGACGGCAGUAUUUGUGUCCUUCCAGAAUGGGUUACAAGGCGCUACUGCUCCUCAGAGCGUCCCACCAGCUGUCCCUCCUCCUGGCCCAGGACCAGUACACGAUUCCUUCGUGAGACCACCGAAUUCCUUUCGAAAUCCACUCAUUGCGUUCCAGAGUCUCUACAAACCUGACAUUCCCGCUCAAUUUCUGAACCCUCCAGGCAUCAAUCCACCACCUAUCUGGUCACAGUCGGCUGAAGAUUACAGUGCUCCAUGGGCAAACGCUGGAGGGCCUCCACCUUUCAAAUACCUCCCUGACAGUAGUGCUGUAGCUUCGUUCUCCAGUCCUGGGCUAUAUCCACCCCCACCAGUACCACUGCCGCAGCAGGAACCUACCCAACAGACCCCUCAACAGGGGCACAAAAGGCCAAAGAAGAUUCAAGUAAUAGUUCCAUACACAUCGACCAAAGACCUUGCUCAAUUCCCCUCUGCAGGCAGUCAGAAUGCAGCGGACCUGAAUGCUGGUCCGUGGACACCCGUACCGCAAACUAACCAAGGCGUGGCCGUAUCAGAACAGCAGCCUGUCCCACAAGUCAACUGUAGUGAUCCACAGAAACCUUGGCAAGGUUACAUUUUCUGCUACCCAUCUCAGUUUUACAUUUCGCAGCCUUCAGAUAAUUCACAGGAUUACCAACAGCAUCAGGAAUCCAGACCAGCGACGCAGAAAGCCACCAUUCAGAACCACCCACAACUGAAAAAUCACCAAACAGUCUCAAAGACAGGAGAAAUUCAACACAUUUUCGCAUCUAACAUUCGUGAGCUACUGCGCGGUGAAGAGGAGGUGAAGAACGUAACUGAGGACACUCUUCUGCGGCUCCAGAAGAACAUUGACGAAUGGACGGCACUGGCCUACUCCAAACACAACAGAGCAGAGGAACGCAAGACGACGACACCAAAACCACCAGUCAGUGCCCUCCGACACCGCUUAGUUUCGUCAAAGCAGAUCCCAGAAGAGUACCUGACGACUACACCACUGCCGUACGACGAUAUCAACCAGAAUGUGGGACCUUUCGCACCGACUGCCGUCCCUGCCCUGAAGCCGAGCACUGCUUCCAGUUCGCCCCCAAUUUCUAGUCGUUUCUUCGACCACGAAGCUGCGGGUAGCUACAGCCACGCAGUUACAGCCAACGCGUACGACAGACCAUCGCAGAAGAAGACGAACGGGGUCAGCGAACCUGUGGACCACAAAUGGAAGUUUUUUGAGAAUAACCUCGUACUCCCAGAAGCCGUGACUGUGUUAACUACAACGGUCGCAUCGACUGCAGCCACUGUCACGCCCGCAGAAGAACAGGUCACCACGGAAGCUGCAGAAGAGCGACAGAAAACUGAUACAGAGCCGGAAGUGCCGACUACGCCACCGCCAACGACGCAAGCGCCGUGGACCAACCUGCAGGUGUCAAUCUCUCCAAUCACAAAAGAGAGGGUGUACGUGGUGACACCGCUCUCGUCUUGGGAACAGCAGCAACUGGAAGGGACGACUACGCCGACAGCGCAGCGGAGGUACACCCCGGGGGAGUCGUACCGUGAGGGCAAGUCGCAAGAAUUCGACUUCCACUCGCCGCGGUUCGUCGUGAGGCCUACGCCGGCGACCACGCUGCCACUGCAGACGCUUUUCUCGGCGGCAGACGGCGGCGCCCGAGCAGAUGACCGCAGCAGUACCGUCCACGAGGACGCCAACAGCACGGCCAGCGCCGGCAACACCCUGUUCGACGACUUCGUGUCGUUAUUCAGCACAGGAGACUCCUCACUAGAGGGAAGGCGGUCCUGCUUGGAUUUCAGAGCGCACCUCGGGUCGGAACUCUCGCUGGCCUGCCCGCUUAUCAGUGAAAACACGGGCAGCCGAGGCCGCCCCGAACGCGGCGCUGCCGCCAGCAUUCGCAAAAGGCGUCGAGGGCUGACCGCCGCCGCAGCCACCGCCCGCGGGUGGCAAGUGAAAUCGAUCCGCGGACCACUUCAUCCUGAUUGGCAAUUCGGCGCGAGUACCGACGCGCCAGUCCAGCCGCCUCCACAGCCUCCCUCCCCCCUGCCCCUCCUUCCACCACCACCUCCACCGCCUAUGGCGAUGCGGUCCCGCGCCGGUGCCGUCUUCCUGCGGCUGCUGGACGUGCCCACGUACUCGCCGCCGGACGCUGCCGCCAUCCACACCAUCACCGGGCACUCCAAGGUGUCGACGGCGGCAACCUCGGCGACACCGGGAGGGAGGACGUCGCGGGAUUCGUACCUGCGCCACUUCCCAGACCCCGUGCUGGACGGGAAGGCGCAGCAGGACUUGUCGCUAACGGCCGCCGACCACACGCGCAGCCAGAAACCCUCGUCCUGAGGACGCCUCACUCGUGGAACUCUGCUGAGGCCAGCGCCACCGCAGUAAAGUGACCAAACAAAAGCGAUAGGACUCUCUGUCAAAGGACACUGCUAUUACCUCGCCACAUGAAGGCGACCCUGAACCGCUAGUCCCACGUAUUUAUAGCCAUACUGGCAAUUUACACUACCCUAUUUAUGUCAGAGUUAACUAACAAUUACCUGCAAGGAGUCACUCACUAACUACGGUACUUUCAGUCCAUGUCUGUCUGACAAGACGUGAGCAGUGUUUUACGCGCACUGCCAUGAUGCUUUGGUCAGUCGUCGCAGCAGAAAUAUUUUCUGCAAAUCUUUCGAAAAUCAUUAAUAGGCACUAAAUUCGUUUAUAUGAGAAAGAGCGUUGUCUCCUCUUUUGUUUAGCUGUGUUGCAUAAAUAAGCUUUGCCACAAAGCCGGAAUUAGUUUUCGGGAUAACUAUUUGACAUAGAAUCUGAGUAUUAUUAAUAGUCCAGUUUUCUCUGUCUCAUAAUCAUAACGAUUUUUGUGGCUGCGAGACAUUUUGUUGUUCUUGUUCAGUAGCGAAAAAGCGUCUUUCAAGACAAAAACAUGAAUAUAACCAGCCACAAUUAUACUCUGAGUGCAAACUUUUGACUUAUCAGUUUGAUACAGUAUAUUCUUCGAAGUAGAGAGCACUUUUGUUUUUAUGGGGAAUAUCGUAGACACCUGCUGCCAAUUUUGUAGUUUGUGGCGAUACAGAACCUUAGUUGGCUCCUGCUACAGAAAUCUGUUUACUCCCACAGAUAAAUCACAAGAAGCUUGUUCCUCUCUCAAUUCUGGCAUUGUCGUCAGAUAAUAUUAAUUUUCUUUCAAAAUUUUACUUGUUUCAUUUCGUUUUAGAACAGAGUGGUACUUGAGUGACUUUUUCCAGGAACUGACAUAAUCGAACCGUAUAUCAAACAUGAUGUAUAGUCCUUGAUAUGAACUUAAUGUGCACCCACCAUUAUCUUCAUACCCAAGAGAUGUUUAGAUUUCGACGGGAGUCGUCGAGCAAUCUUACAUCAAUUUCCAGAAUGAAAGAGUUUGGGAGUGAACGUGCGAGUGCGUGCAGUGAAUAGUUCAAUAGUAUUUAUAUUUCAAGAGAGUGAAUGUAUAAGAAACACGUUUAAAUAAAAUAUUGCAUGUCUUGAUUACGUAUCUUAUAGUAAGAUACGCUAAAUCAAAUAUUUUUUUCUGCAUUGUCGCUUUGUGUGUUCUUAAGUUAUUUCAGUCAAACUAUACUACCAUAUUAUUGGUUAUUUUUCAGACCGCAUACAGAUGGACAGUGCAUGAAUAAAAUCGACCCUUUAAAAGUUAUGUGCCAGUAGAUGUGUCUUUGAAAUAAUCACGAUAAGUUCACUAAAUGUAAUUAUUUAUGAUACCACAUUGUGUAUUUUUAUACAUAAUU